UGUUACGCCCUCGGCCGCAGCAGAUUGCCGCUGUCCUGCAAUACCCUCGCACCCUGGCAGCGCGCCACUGGCACGGCCCGGGGGUUGGAAAUAACUGCGCCGUUCCCAUGGCGACCAGGCAGCGACUCCCGCCCCCGCCCCGCCCGCCGCGCACCGCCGGCCCCUCGCCGCGGCCGCCUCCCCCUCCGCCGGAGCGCUCCGGUAACCCUGGCAACGGCGGCUGCGGCUCUAACUCCGACCGCGGCCAGCCCCGCCCCCCUCCGCCCGCCCGCCCGCCUGCGGCGCUCGGCCAGCCUGGGCCUGCGCUUUGGCUGGGCCGCACCAGGGCCCUCCGCGGGCGCCAGCGCAGGAAACCUCCCCUCCCCCUCAGCCUGGCCAGGAAAGCAAGAGCAGGAGGAAGUCCCACGCAGGGCAGAUCCCUGUGCAGCCUCCUGAACUCCAGGCGCCUUCCGAGCCUCCCUGGGGUCCCCCGCCCUUCCUCCUGGGACGGGAGGGAGAAUUUGGCCCGGGAUCCUCCUGGUCCUGCGUGUCCAGAUGAAAGAGCUACCCAAGGCUGGAACGCAGUGCCAAGGCAAGAAUCGCCCUCAGAAUUUCAGAUCGUCAGCGCAGGACUCCAUCCCCUGACCGUGCACUGGGAGAAGACAUCGCCUUCCUCAAGCCCUCCUCCUACCCAGCUUCUUGGGGCUAAUUCCAGCAGCCUCUGUCUGCCUUUCAAGUGAAAUUCCACCCUUAAGCACCAGCAGGGUCCCAGGAGUAAGAGGAAGACCUUUAUCGAGACUGAAUUCUUGGCUUGGCCAACGUCCCCACUGCUCUUUGUUGUAAGGAGAAAGAAUACAGUCUGUAAAGCUCCCUCCCUUCACACCCCGGGGCCUUUGGAUCUCUUUGCCAGAGAGGAGCUAAGAAAGAAGGAGGUGACUCAGAACUCGCUUCUCAGAACCUGGAGUGGGAACCCAGCUGGGCUGCAGGAAGUGUGGGGUCGGGAGUGAAAGAACCCCCACAUCCAUUCCCCGCUUUUAGCUCCGAGCAGCCUCCUGCCUACUGCUAGUCCCCAUGAGUUCACUUCCUCUGCUUCUGCUGACAUCAGUGCAGAUCUUGUCACAGAAAGGCCUCCACAUAGAUAAGGCUGGGUUCCUGCCAUUACUACCUUCAGAGAUUUGAUCAUUUCGUAGAGUUUCAGCGGAGAGGUUAAAAAAAAUUUCCGGACAUUGAAACAUGUCGGUGAACAACAAUACAAGGCAACCUACAGUAGAUCCCACCUGGGCUUUUUCCUCAUAAAAGAAUCUCAAAAUGGCUCCAAGCCUGCAUUUGGUUCCCAAAACUCAGAUGGUGGAAGGGAAGAAUGGAUUCCCACUGACCUUUCCAUCCUCACUUGGCAUACCCACAUCCACACACAAAAUUUAAAUGUAAUAAAAAAUGUUUAAAUAAAUAAA
This is a messenger RNA of Rattus norvegicus (Norway rat), 1430 nucleotides long. The record is from RefSeq and is a predicted model, not a curated record. NCBI's taxonomy places the organism in Eukaryota, Metazoa, Chordata, Mammalia, Rodentia, Muridae.